This is a messenger RNA of Polistes dominula (European paper wasp), 1803 nucleotides long. Its product is annotated as histone acetyltransferase Tip60. Gene Ontology annotation, biological process: double-strand break repair via homologous recombination; regulation of DNA-templated transcription. Gene Ontology annotation, molecular function: histone H4K16 acetyltransferase activity. Gene Ontology annotation, cellular component: NuA4 histone acetyltransferase complex. The record is from RefSeq and is a predicted model, not a curated record. Lineage: Eukaryota; Metazoa; Arthropoda; Insecta; Hymenoptera; Vespidae.
CAUGGUGUAGCAUACGAUAUUUGAACAAAGUUUUGUGUAGUAAAAAGUUUAGUGAAUUUUCAAUAAAAUGAUCGAGGAACACGACCAACAGGAGACAAUAUGCGAUUCUGUAAAUGCACUUGCGGAAGGCUGCCGUUUAUCGGUCAAAAUGCAUGGAACAGACGAUUGGCCCCUAGCUGAAAUCAUCAGCAUAAAGGAAGUGCAUGGAGUCAAGUGUUAUUACGUACAUUAUGUCGAUUUUAAUAAACGAUUAGAUGAGUGGGUGUCAGAAGAUUGUUUAGAUACAAGAAAGGUUCAGUAUCCUAGGAAAGAUGGAACGGCUCCAGGAACUGAAGCAGCAACCCCAAAAAAACAAGUACAAAGUAGGCCACCUAGUCCUAGUAGUGUUAUUAGUGAACCAGUGAACGGUAAUGCUGUUUUACAAGCAGCGUUACAAAAGAAAAUGGCUAGAAAGAGGAAAGCUACGUGCUUAGAAAACGAAGAUUCUCAAGAUGGUCCUCCUCAAACGGCAGGUCCAAGACCUACUGGUUCUUUAGUUGCACAUCAUCACGAUGACGUUGUUACACGGAUGAAAAAUGUCGAACUGAUAGAACUGGGUCGUCAUAGAAUAAAACCUUGGUAUUUUAGUCCAUAUCCACAAGAAAUGGUGAAUCUUCCAUGUAUAUAUAUCUGUGAAUUCUGUUUGAAAUAUAGAAAAAGUAGAAAGUGUUUGGAAAGACAUCUAUCCAAGUGCAAUUUAUGUCAUCCACCGGGAAAUGAAAUAUAUAGAAAAGGGUCUAUUUCAUUUUUCGAAAUUGAUGGUAGAAAAAACAAAAACUAUGCACAAAACUUAUGUUUAUUAGCUAAAUUGUUUCUCGAUCAUAAAACAUUGUAUUACGAUACAGACCCUUUUCUAUUUUACGUUAUGACUCAUUUCGAUACCAGAGGUUUCCACAUAGUUGGAUAUUUUUCUAAAGAAAAAGAAUCUACGGAAGAUCACAACGUUGCAUGUAUUCUUACUUUGCCGCCGUAUCAAAGAAAAGGUUAUGGAAAAUUGUUAAUAGAAUUCUCUUAUGAACUAUCCAAAUUCGAGGGUAAAACUGGAUCACCUGAAAAGCCGUUAUCUGAUUUGGGCUUGCUGUCUUAUCGAAGUUAUUGGGCACAUACAAUACUUGAUAUAUUAUUGAAUAUAAAACCUGUCGUAGAAAAUGAGAAACCGCAAAUAACGAUAAGUGAAAUUUGUGAAUUAACGUCUAUCAAAAAGGAAGAUGUGAUAUCGACUUUACAAAAUUUGAAUCUAAUUAACUACUACAAAGGACAAUAUAUUGUAACAUUAAACAGAGAAAUAAUCGAACAACAUACAGCGUCAAUGGAAAAACGCCAAGUCAAAAUAGAUUCUAAGUGUCUUCAUUGGACACCAAAAGAUUGGAGCAUUAGACCUAAAUGGUGAAACAAUUUGAAAGAUGUUCGUUAUAAACCUAUUAAUUCAUUUUAUUUUAGAAUUAUUUUCAGAUAUUCUGAAAGUAAUAAUGUAUGAUUUUUAACCAUACUUAAAUGUAUAUAAUUAUAUGAUCUUAUGGUCUGCUAUUUUAAAGACUUCUAGUAGUCCUUGACAUGAACCAUAGUGGUUUAAUUAUUCUUUAAAUCAAGUAGAUAAUAUUAUUGUCAAGAAUUUAACAUCUUUAAACAUGUGAUUAAUAGGUUUUACGUAAAACAGUAUUUGUUUUACUUAAUUGAUAGCAAUCUUUUAAUACAAGGAAAAUUUUUUAACUAAAUUACGUCUAUACAACUUUAUAGUUGUUUGUACAUAGACUGGAACAAUAC